Messenger RNA from Adineta steineri, 471 nucleotides. The record is from the annotation of a GenBank genome assembly. NCBI's taxonomy places the organism in Eukaryota, Metazoa, Rotifera, Eurotatoria, Adinetida, Adinetidae.
AUGUUGAGUAUGAAUUUAAUUAAUUGGAGUGAUGAAUGGCGUCUUUUGCUAGAGACAAUAAAACGACAAGAUUUUGAACAUGUUCUUGAAAAAUCAAAUCGGCAAGAUUUACUUCUUACAGUGAAAUGUGUUGCUAUGACCUCAAUUGGCACUACUUUUGGAGCACUUAUUGGUGGACCACUUGGUGCUUUAGCAGGAGCAACUACAGCAACUAUGAUUAGUUAUGGAGCUAAUGUUAGAUAUAAAUCUAUAUAUGAACUUAUUAAACAAUUAUCAAUUGAAGAAAAAUAUCGUUUAUUAACUAAAAUCAAAGCAGUUCUUGGUGGAAUUUUUAAUGAACAAACUAUUAUAUUAAGUGCAGUCGUUGUAGCAAAAGAGAUAUAUAGAUUUUUCAGUGAUAUAAAAGGAACAACAAAUGAUAUAUUGUCAUCAUCAAAUAAUUCUAUAAUUAUUGAAGAAUUUAAUGAAUGA